Doryrhamphus excisus (bluestripe pipefish) is the source of this 1467-nucleotide messenger RNA. It is a transcript of the gene layna, whose product is annotated as layilin a. Gene Ontology annotation, molecular function: hyaluronic acid binding. Lineage: Eukaryota; Metazoa; Chordata; Actinopteri; Syngnathiformes; Syngnathidae. The record is from RefSeq and is a predicted model, not a curated record.
AUGGACCGCUUUACCAUCUUUUGUCAGCUCCUGUUUUUGUGUUUUAAUCCAACGGCAGCCACCAGCCUCAUUACAGCGGACGUAUUUGAAGCGAGAGGUCAGCGUGUGUGCAAGACGGGCAAAGGCAGGCCGUGUUACAAGCUGGCCUAUUUCUCUGACCUGCGCCGGAGGUUGAACUUUGGGGAAGCCGAGCUGGCGUGUCGCCGAGAUGGUGGGCAGCUGCUGAGCGUGGCGUCUGUGUCCGAGCAGAAGAUCAUUGAGCAGCUCAUCACGGAACUGCGUCCGACCGAUGGAGACUUCUGGAUCGGACUGAGGCGUAACCACGGAGAUGAGGACAGCAGCAGCAGCAGCGACUGUUCAGCGCAGUACCGCUGGCUGGAUGGCAGCAAGUCCACUUUUAGGAACUGGCACUGGGAUGAGCCAUCCUGUGGCUAUGAGGUGUGCGUGGUGAUGUAUCACCAGCCGUCUGCACCACCCGGGAUGGGAGGCCUCUACAUGUUCCAGUGGAAUGACGACAACUGCGAAACUAAACACAACUUUAUCUGCAAAUACACCGCAGAGAAGUCAGCUGACCCUUCUCCACCAAACUCCACACAUGCAGACGUCUUCCCUUCAUCUGUGCCGUGGAAUCCAAGUGACCACAAUGCAAAGAGGAGCACCGCUCUAAAUGUUAUCUACAUCAUCAUUCCCACCAUCCCGCUUAUACUGCUGCUACUGACGGUGACGGGGGUCUGCUGCUUCAAAAUGCUGGUCACGCGACGAAGGAAAGAACAGAAAUCGGAGGUACCCCAGCCAGAUCAGGGCCCCCGACCCAGCCCUACCCCGACCGAUGUAUACAACGUGAUCCGCUCCCAGAAGGACGAUGACUUGGUGUCGGCACGCCCGAAUACCAAGAACACGUCCUUUCUGUGCUCCUCUCCUGACACCCCCACGGGGGAUUACGACAACCUGGGUGGUCGCGACACUGAAAGCGGAUUUGUGACUCUCGCUAGCACUGAGAGCGGCUUCCUCAAUUUUGACCUCAGUGACCUCAGCUUGGGCCGCCGAGGUAGUCGUGACCUCUACAACAGUAGCUUGGGGAGACAAGCAAAAAGGGACUUGACUGACGGGAGUCUGGGUCGCCCCGGACAGUUUUACGAUAGGAGUCUCGGCCGCCGAACAACCAAGAGUGAGCAUUUUGGCAGCAGCAGACCCUAUGGGGAGCACGAGUUGUAUGAAGACAACGUGACAGCAAAGAGUGACCUCUAUGACCUCAAAGUGAAGCCUGGGAGUCACACGGUGAAGGCGGACUUGUAUCAGACGUACACCACCAAUGGCAAGAUGGAUUCUUACCAAAGCAUCCUGGGAAACUACGGAAGCCGAAAAUCCUACCAGGCCACUCUGGAUAGUUACAGAAGUGCUCUGAAUUUUGAUGGAGGAAGAAGAUACUUCAAUGAACAACACUGGCUGGACAGUGAAAAGUACUGA